UCUUGACUGGAUCCUACAACUUGAUCAGUUAUGAAAACAACCACUUUAUGUUGGUUAAGUAUUGAUACAGAGCUGUGCUGUAACGUUUCACGUUGAUUCGACAUCGCAAAUAUUCGGGGAAAACGUCUUAAAAUUAAAAACGUUUUUAUCUAGCGUAGAAAUUUAGAGAGAAGUUUGGUUGGCAUCGAGAUAAUCAUGGGGCGGUCGAGGAGCCGCAGUUCGUCUCGUUCCAAACAUUCUAAAAGCAGCAAACACAGUAAAAAACGAAGCCGGUCCCGGUCAAGGGACAGAGAAAGGAGCAAGAAACGAUCUAAAUCCCGGGAGCCCAAGAGGAGUCGCAGACGAGAUUCGCGGUCUCGUUCCCGGUCAAACACCACGUCGUCCCGUAGAGAGAGGGACCGGGAAAGAGCUAGCUCGCCGCCCGAGAGAAUAGACAUCUUUGGCCGUACACUCAGCAAACGGGGCGCCGUUGACGAGAAACAGAAGAAGGAGGAAGAGGAGAAAAAGGCAGAAAUGGAACGGCAGAGGAAGAUUCGUCAGCAGGAAAUCGAGGAGCGGCUGAUUGAGGAGGAGACGGCGCGUAGGGUGGAGGAGCUGGUGGCUCGCAGGGUGGAGGAGGAGCUGGAGAAGAGGAGGGAUGAGAUUGAGCGGGAGGUGCUGCGCAGGGUAGAGGAGGCCAAACGGAUCAUGGAGGCUCAGUUGCUGGAGGAGCUGGAGAGACAGAGGCAGGCAGAGCUCAACGCCCAGAAGGCUAGAGAGGAAGAAGAAAAAUCCAAAAGAGAGGAGCUGGAGAAAAUUCUGGAAGAAAACAAUCGCAAAAUCGCUGAGGCUCAAGCUAAACUGGCGGAGGAUCAGUUGCGCAUUGUGGAGGAGCAGCGUAAGAUCCAUGAGGAGCGAUUGAAGCUGGAGCAGGAAAGGCAGAGGCAGCAAAAAGAAGAACAGAAGAUUAUUUUGGGAAAGGGCAAGUCCCGACCUCGCCUCUCCUUCUCUCUCAAAGCUGCCGAGUGAUCGCUUUUUUCCUCCCCUCCCUACCCUCUGUCUCUUUUUGGUUAUUACCCUUCCUUGUCUCUCCUCGUCCCCCCCUCUCGCUCUCCUCUCUGGACAUGUGCUUCAUGUUGAAGUUUAUCCUCGGGAGGUUUCGGAGACGCCAGUCCCUUGCCCCUCGCAACCCUCUUUGGAUCCCGUAAGGCCACCUGCCAUCAUCUAAAGCCAGUGGAGAAAGAGAAGGACGUCCACACUGCUAGGACCGCGCUCCUCUCUGCUCCCCACUGCUCCUGCUUGUCCUCCUCUCUCUCUCUCUCGGCCAAACAGAUGGACUGAAUUUUCACUUUUAUUCGUUUUUAUGUUUCAAAACACAGUUGGUAUAGGAAUGUUUCAAGACACCACCCCCCCCCACCCCCCUUGCCAAACAAAGACAAAAAAAAC
Molecule: messenger RNA, 1425 nt
Organism: Chanos chanos (milkfish)
Lineage: Eukaryota; Metazoa; Chordata; Actinopteri; Gonorynchiformes; Chanidae
Gene: arglu1a
Product: arginine and glutamate rich 1a
Exons: 4
Coding region: 196-1008 (270 amino acids)
Cellular component (GO): nucleoplasm; mitochondrion
Molecular function (GO): cadherin binding
Source: RefSeq, a predicted model, not a curated record